Messenger RNA from Eutrema salsugineum, 3074 nucleotides. Its product is annotated as WD repeat-containing protein 44. Bases 418 to 2382 code for a protein of 654 amino acids. The transcript is spliced from 6 exons. The record is from RefSeq and is a predicted model, not a curated record. NCBI's taxonomy places the organism in Eukaryota, Viridiplantae, Streptophyta, Magnoliopsida, Brassicales, Brassicaceae. Gene Ontology annotation, molecular function: protein binding.
UCUUCCAAAAACUCUAUUCCCUUCGGACAAUCCAUCUUCUUCCCUAUUGUCUCUUUCUUCACGGAUUUCAAUAAAACCUUUGAUCCUUCCAUUUUUUUAAAGAAAAUUAAAUAAUAAUUCCUCUCUUGUUUCAUUUUUAAUUCUCUCUCUGGUUUGGUCUCUUCACGAUAGAGAGAUAGAGAGAUUUCAUAUGGUUCAUUUGAAUGGUCUGUGUGUGUAGACUCUCUACCACUGCUACUUCUUCGGGAUGUGUUUGUUCCAAUUUCGAAGAAACCACGAACCAACCCAUCCAUUGUAGGUUGCUUGGUUGGAAGCAAAACUGGCAGUUGGGGAAAUUCCUCUUUUGAGAAAACAAAAAAGCAUUGUUCUUUGAGUUGGGUUUCAUGGAUUGAAAAGAAAAAAAAAGCUCAAGGAAUAAUGGAUUACUUGUCUCAAGAGGAAGAUUUGCAAUUCUUCGAUGCCAAGGAAGAGAUGGUGUCAUCAAAUCCAAGUGGUUUCGAUUUUAAUCUAUGGAAUGAUUCACCUGGAAGUGUGGUGGAGCGGCGGAGGAAGUUCUUGGAGUGGAUGGGACUCGAAGAAGAUCUUGCUCAAUCGAAGAAUUCGGAUGUUGAAUCUGGAGCUCAAGAGAAUUGCAUUGAAGCUGAGCAGAGAUCUGGUGGAUUCAGCAGCUCUUCUAGUCAGGUAUCUUCCUCUAGUUCAAGCUUGGACGUGGAAGUUUCCGAGGAAUUGUCUCUGAGAGUGGACAAAAAUGUUGGUGGAUGCGAUGUAACGAGAAGGCGAAGCUCUUCAACGGCAUCAUGUUCAAACUCCAGGUGUUGCCAGGUUAGAGAAACAGAGAAGCAGAGCAAUGUCACAGGUCUAAUCACGAGUUUCAAGAAGGGAUGGUUAACGAGGCUGCGGUCUUUGGGAUGUAAAGCGGAUUCAAAGAUCGAGUCUGGUGGUAGAAUCAGAGCUUCUUCUGGAUAUGGUGAUGUGAUGUCCAGAGUUAAGGUCAAGCAUUGUAAGAAACAGGCAAAGGAGCUUUCAGCUCUUUAUCAGAGCCAAGACAUUAAAGCACACAAUGGUUCCAUCUUGGCCAUGAAAUUUAGUGGAGAUGGGAAGUAUCUUGCAAGCUCUGGUGAAGAUGGGGUUGUGCGCGUGUGGAAAGUCAUGGAGGAUAAACGAUCAAGACUACGAAGGAGGGAUUGCUUUAACGAGAUAAACUCUUCCUGUAUGUACUUUGAGGUAAAUGAUCUUUCCCAGUUGAAACCAGUUUUGUCGGAUAAGGAGAAACCAAACAUGACGACAGAGAGUUUUAAGAAAACAUCUGAUUCAGCCUGCGUCGUCUUCCCUUCUAAAGUUUUCCGGAUAAUGGAAACAUCGUUGUAUGAAUUCCGUGGCCACACAUGUGAAGUCUUGGACAUCUCUUGGUCAAAGGAUAAUUAUCUUCUCUCAGCGUCAAUGGAUAAAACUGUUCGGCUAUGGAAAGUUGGUAGCAACGAUUGUCUUGGAGUUUUCCCUCACAAUAGUUAUGUAACCUCUGUUCAGUUCAACCCUGUAAACGAGAAUUACUUCAUGAGUGGUUCAAUUGAUGGAAAAGUUCGGAUUUGGAACAUUUCUGGUUGCAACGUUGUUGAUUGGGCCGAUCUCAAAGACAUUAUAUCCGCAGUGUGUUAUCGCCCGGAUGGACAGGGAGGAAUCAUCGGUUCUCUGACUGGAAGUUGCAGAUUCUUUAACAUAGCUGGAGAAUAUUUAGAACUAGACUCUCAGAUACAUAUGCACAACAAGAAGAAGUCUUCAAAUAAACGGAUUACUGGUUUUCAGUUUUUACCACAAGACCCGAGCAAAGUCCUGGUUGUUUCUGCGGAUUCCAAAGUCAGAAUUCUUCAAGGCAACAAUGUCGUCAAAAAAUACAAAGGCGUUUGCAAGACGAGAAGACUCACAUCUGCGUCUCUCUCGUUUGAUGGAAAGCACAUUGUUUCAGCUUGUGAAGACUCCAAUGUAUAUAUAUGGAGCAAUGGGGAAGAAUCGGAUUCUUCUUCCCAAACCAAAAAGAUUCGAUCUUUUGAACGUUUCUCCACCAAUGCAUCCGUUGCAACAACCUGGUGUGGAUUCUCAGAUCAUAACACAACUCUCCCGUUUUCUUCUCCCUCUUUUUUAUCUCUCAGCGAAGGAUUUGUCCCUGGAUCGAUUUCCAAAGGAAACGCGACAUGGCCAGAGGAGAACCUACCCGUAAAUCCUCUAUCUACAUCCGCAAUGAAUGCAUCUCAUUACAAGUUUCUCAAGUCCUCUUACCAGAGAGCAACUAGCUCUCUUGCUUGGGGUAUGGUCAUUGUCACAGGUGGUUGGGACGGACGGAUCAGAACAUUUCAGAACUACGGCUUGCCAGUGACCACAACUUGAAAAUCGGUUUCUUUUGGAAAACAAAAUCAGAUGCCAUUGUUCCUUUCUUGCUAGGCACAAGCACAUGCUUCUUGGCAGGUCUUAAAGCUGAUGGUGGGCUCCAAAAAACCAAGAUCCAUUCUCAGAUUUAUGCUAUUGUUCAAGAGUCAAAAAGGAGAUUCAAGAAUGUGUUGAAGUCGUCCAGAUCAUGAUCCUGUAGAAAUCUUUGGAGAAGGGUCAGUGGGAGAUCUCUCUUGGGUUUGAUGUAGACGCAGGAGAUGAUAUGGAACAGAUGUUUCUUGUUUUGGCAGUAAGUGGCGGUUGGAGAUCGUUUCAAAAGAGUACGGUUUUGUCUGAAAAUUUGACAGGCGAUUGUGGGGUCCAACAAAGAGGCAAGUGAUCAUGGAAAGUAGUGGCUGAAGGAGAAAGACGUUGAUGUUACCUUCCACAAAUAAAGAUCCUCCUUUGAUCCUUUUGUGGGGGGUUAUGAAAAAGAAAAAAAUCUAACGGUAGUGAAAGUUUCCAUUCGUUAAUUCGGUGUAAUUUGAUUCUAACGUGUAGAUGAGUUUAUUAGCUUACGUUUUAGAUUUGAUUAGAGAGAAAUCAAUUGAUUGUAAGAACCCUCCACCGUCACAUAGUGGCUCCGGGGCUUUGUAGUUGUAAAUUUUUGUAUACAGCAACCUAUUUAAAUUGAUAUGAUAAAUUUAUUUAUA